Messenger RNA from Suillus subaureus, 2365 nucleotides. RefSeq names its product origin recognition complex subunit 3 N-terminus-domain-containing protein. The transcript has 13 exons. Lineage: Eukaryota; Fungi; Basidiomycota; Agaricomycetes; Boletales; Suillaceae. Gene Ontology annotation, molecular function: DNA replication origin binding. Bases 27 to 2141 code for a protein of 704 amino acids. Gene Ontology annotation, cellular component: DNA replication preinitiation complex; nuclear origin of replication recognition complex; nuclear pre-replicative complex. The record is from RefSeq and is a predicted model, not a curated record. Gene Ontology annotation, biological process: DNA replication; DNA replication initiation.
GUGAAACUUCAAUCAUUUCAGUCUAUAUGGCAGUCGACGCAGGUUUAGAGGAUGUUAAUCAGACCACAGUCUAUAUCCCAUUCAAUGACUCUGACGAUGUGAACACCGAUGCAGCGCCGCCGUCCCUAUUCCCCGAGCGAGAUUUUCACCAAGGAUGUCAGCUUCGCUUUCAAGCAUGCAGAGCAGCCUGGGGCAAGUGUUUGAAGAGGAUGCAUGAACUCAUUCACUCACUGCAUGCGCCGGUCGUGGAGAGUGUUGUCGAACAAGUUAAGAAGUCUUAUACAGAUGAGCUUCCGGGACUACCGUACCCCGAGCUACCAGUCGUAUCCGUCACAUCAUCCAGCACGUCAUCUUCUCUCUUCGACGAGAUUUCCUUCCGACUAGAGGAAAACACAGACGAGCUUUUCGAGGACAUAAAUGAUCAUUUCGUGACACACGUCUUUCCGAGCGAUUGCGUGACUAUUACAGGAACUAUGAAGACGAUUGUAUCAGGUUUUGUAUCCCGGUCGCCUACUGGAGGACAAGACAUAAAACGCAAGCCAUCCACCUCCCUAGCAGCAUAUGAUAUCGCUCUCCUUGAGGCAUGGUAUCGAGUCGUAUGUGAUGCGAGAGACGAACGUUAUCACAGGUCACGUCUGGUAGUUAUAAUGCAUGACUUCGAACAACUAGAGCCUCAGGUGGUUCAAGAUAUGUUUGAAAUUUGCAGCUCCUAUAUUCCGCGCUUACCACUGGUAUUUAUCCUCGCGCUGGCUUCACCCCCUUCCCCGUCUUAUAUCCGUGCCACAUAUCCUCACUCUAUGCUGGCAUUGCUGCGAGUGAGAGACUGCCCUUUCCCGCUAGCAGAAAAAUCACUGCACGACAUUUUACUAGAGACAUUUUUUGAUCCUACGUUCGAGCCAGACAUUAUGAUUGGCCCGACAGCCAUCGACUUCGCAGUCGAUUUUUUUGCUCGUCAUAGCUCAUCACUUGACGGUUUAUUGUCCAUCCUUCAACUAGCACACAUGAAACAUUUUGAAGAGCCUCUCAGCGUCCUCGCCCCUACUCAUGCGCUAGAACGGUCCAACGAUGCUGCCAAAUUACUCCUCACACCUGAUGCUUUCCCCUUCCUCGAUGCCCUCUUUGCUCGGGUGCAGGAAUCGACGCUCAUUGCGCCUGUAGAACAUGCUACCAGUUGGCGAAGUGCCACUGUCGAUUCACUCCUAUCUUCAGUAGAGACUGCACGCGAUACUUUCCGAAUGCGCGCGAAGCUGCUCCGUGUAGCAUUUCGGCUUUUGCUCCUUGUCCGCCAACUUAUGCUGGUGCAUGGGCAUAAGACCGUUCAGGGUGACCAAACGGUGCCCGAUUUGAUGUGCUUGGCGUUGCGAGGACGUCUGGGCAGUGUACACGGACAUUUGUGUUCUGUGGUUAGGAAACUGACCGCAGCGCAACUUGAAGACUUUGUGCGGGUAGUACACGAUUUCUUCGGGGAUGUUCCCGAGGACGUAAAAACGGAGGAAAACGAAGUCAUUUCGCGCGUGGAAACAGCAUAUAAGAUGCUCUGUCGGGAUGCAAGCGCCCAGGAGAUAUCUGGACCGCUCGGGAACUGGCUGUCAGAGUAUUUCAAGUUACGCAUAGUUGCGCUGGAAGAUGCCCCGUUAUGGGACAUCUGGUACACCGGCUCGACGCCAUUUCCGUCCGAGCUGAUCAAUCCAUCGCCUCGCGCCUCCAUCAUCGCAGGAUUGAUCCAUCCCCGGGACUACAUGUCUCCCAGACAACGGAGUGGGGAUGACGAGGAUGAUGACUUGCCCGACAUCAGUAUCCUAUUCAAGGGCUACCUGGAAAGCGCGAAGAUGAUCAAUGUCUAUGAUUGGUUUGAGUCAUUCGUGGUCUUCUUGGAAGCUCGGAAGCGGCGUGUUGGGAAAACUCGUAUUCCUGAUGGUGCGAAUGGAAUCUCUAGGACGCCAUCGAGGAAGAAGGGAAAACAGAAGCAGGUUGAGGUCGAGGUCGUUGAUGAGGACGCGGGAGAAGAUGAGGAAUGGCUCAUGGAAGUACAAGCGCGGUUCAUCCGCGCUCUUCAAGAGCUAGAUUACCUCGGAUUCAUCAAGCAUACUGGGAGAAAAGCAGACCAUGUCAUGCGGACUGUUUUCGACUCUCCGGAAUGAUCAAGUGGGUACUGUUGUUUACUCUGAUCCCCGACACCCACUUUAGUACUACUGUGGGAGAGGGUUCUGUAGAAAAUAAAUGACAAUGCCGUCUGUCAUUUCAUGCGUGGAAAUAACUUGGCUUACUGGCUGCCGUAUCCGAUGCCAUCAUCCUUGAAGCUUGAAUCGUUAUUAUUAAAUGUGAAACUCACGGUGAAAGUGGUAUCACUGGCAUGUAGUUGAGC